AUGAAGAUUUCCUCCUUCCCUCAUGGCCCUGUAAUGAGUUCCUCUCUGCCUGACUACAUCAUGUUCUUUAUUAUUUUGUCUGUUCACCAAGUAGACUCAGCUCAAUUUAAAGUGAUUGGACCCAACCACCCUAUCAUGGCCACUGCAGGUGAGGACAUUGUGUUAUCCUGUCACCUCACCCCCAGGAUAAGUGCUGAGAACAUGGAGGUAAGAUGGUACCGGUCCCACUUCCAUUCACUCGUGCAUCUGUAUCGUGAUGGGGACAAUCAGAAUGAAAGGCAAAUGCCAGAAUAUCAGGGAAGGACAGAAUUUCUGAGAGAUGACAUCACCAAUGGAAGCAUUGCUUUGAGAAUACGUAGUGUCAGACCCUCUGAUGAAGGACAGUACAGGUGCUUUUUUCGGUCAAGUGAUUUUCACGAAGAAUCAGUGUUGGAACUGAAAGUAGCAGGUCUGGGAUCUACUCCUCUCAUCUCUGUUGAGGGUCACCAGGAUGGAGGGAUUCGAAUGGUGUGUCGAUCAGCUGGGUGGUAUCCAGAGCCCAAGGUGCUGUGGAGAGAUCCCAGUGGACAGCUUUUAACAUCUUUGUCAAAAACAACAUCUCAAGGGGCUAAUGGCCUGUUUGAGACCCAGAAUUCUAUCAUUAUAACAGAGACUUCUAACCAGAACCUGUCCUGUCAUAUCAGGAACACCCUCCUCAACCAAGAAAAGGAGUCAACGGUUUAUGUAGCAGGUUAUCACUAUGGGCCCCCAUACUCCCAGGCUCCUCUGGAACAUUCCCUUGGAGGGUUAGUCUACAUUGCACCCUAA
Pelodiscus sinensis (Chinese soft-shelled turtle) is the source of this 807-nucleotide messenger RNA. The record is from RefSeq and is a predicted model, not a curated record. Lineage: Eukaryota; Metazoa; Chordata; Testudines; Trionychidae.